AUGGCAGGAUUCUACGAGAGAAUCAGAGAGACAUGGAAUAGCAUCAGGAACACACUAAGGCUUGGACAAGGAAGGGAGCAGUGCUCCUACGAAGAGCUGUGCUCGAGGUUUGGGAGCGAAAGGGCGAUUGAGGUAGAUGAGCUUGAUCACAUCAAGGAGCUGUGCAAGGCGAUAGCAGAGCCACAGUGUGGAAAGAAGAUAGACGAUGGAUUUGAGGUGCUGAAGAGGAUUGCCGUAGAAAAAGCUGAGGAAAGGGCGGGAGUAAAGCGGAAGAGAGAGAGAGACGAAGAGGAGGUGAGGAGCGAGAAAAGGUCUAAGAAGUAUAGAAGGAGAGGAUACCAGAGGAAGUAUGCCCUAAGGAAGGAAGACGAUGUCAGUUGGGGGAUUCUGCCAAAGAAGUAUAGGGUAGAAGGAAAGACGCCAACGGAAACGGUUGAAAAGGCGAUUUCAUACGAUGCUGAGGACAACCUUUUUCUGCAUUUAGGAGAGGUGUCGACUGAUGAAGAGUCCGAGUACUUCUGUGAGAGAAAUGUAAAGAGGUUGAACUCUGGUGAGGUGGAGAACAAGGUCAUAUGCAACUUCGGAGAGGAAUAUAACUGCAAGAAGUGUGUAGAGUAUGAGAUAAGAAAGGAAUACGAAGCCAGAGAGGGCGAAAGGAGAAGAGAGGAGAAGGAAAGGGCAGAGAGGAGAAAGAAAAUGGCAAGAGAUAGAUGGGAGUCCAGGGUGCCUAGGUCGUACUUCUACCUUGAGAAGGAUCUUGGGGUUGACAGGACGAUGGCAAGGUAUGUUACUGAUGACAAGUUUGAUAUUGACGACCUCGAGGAAACGGAGAGAGAGAGGCUUGUCCGAGUCCUUAAUCAAGCAAGAAAGGACCAGCUUUUUGACAUAGAAAAGAUUGGAAGUAAGAGGGUCAGCUUUGACGAGAACAAAAAUGAGGUAUCUGAGGUAUGGGUUCCCAAAGUCAACAGCGAAGAGAAUAGCAAUGAUGUGGAGCCUAGACUUUCCGGAAACAUGGAUAUUGGGAGAGAUGGUAUAGAUGCGGAGCUGCGAACCAAUAAUGAUACCAGUCGCUCUACACUGCAGCCAUGUCUUCUCCUGGAGCCUACUUCUGAGGUUGAGGAAAACGCUUCAGAUGGUAUAAGGCAUAGUGAAGGGAGCGGAGAUGCGACGUCUUCAAAGAUGCCAGUGUGUGAAGAAGUUCUUAAUGAGUCUGCAACGAUUGAGGAGGAGGGAGUUCUGGCAGAGGGGAAGAAAGAUGAGGAGAAGGAGCCAAAGAGAUUUGGAUUCUGGGAUGGAAGGACUCCAAGUGUGCAGGAAGAUACGCCAGUGUUCCAGUUUGGUUCUGGAAGUCCAUUUCCUACGCAGGACUCUCCCUCCACUGUAAAUCAUGAGAACAUUUCCAGUCCGUUUGCUUCUGACCUUAAGGCUCCAGAGACUGGAGGGUUUGUAUUUGGGGGAGGGCCUAGCCUCCAACCACACCCUUCAGGCACACAAGGGCCUCUACUGGAUUCCCCUGUCCCGGGAUCCUCACUGUUGAAGAGAAAACUGAGCGGUUCAGGAGAGGUUAUCCAAGGCCCCGGGGCUGGGAUCAGCUUUUCUUCUGUGCAUGGAAAGAGCGCCUUUCCUGCAACCAGUGAUGGCAUGAUUACCGAGACGCAAAGCUUUCCAUUAUUUAAUAACACAGGCCCAGGACAGGCGGAAGGACCUCAGCGAGCUGAUAGCAUUGGAUCUGUAGGUAACAUAUUCAGUAAUGGAAAGAGCUUGUUUAGCGGUCUUUUCGAGGGCACCGUGCCUUCCCAGCAGCCUGCCAAGCCAAGCAUAGGGUAUACCGACCCGAACGAAAAGAAUGAAGGUGGUCUCAGUGGACUGUUUGGGAGCGGAAUCUUUAACGCAACCGACGACGACCCUUUUGAGAGAAGUAGACUAGAUAGGAGAAGGUGA
Messenger RNA from Encephalitozoon cuniculi GB-M1, 1941 nucleotides. RefSeq lists its product as uncharacterized. The coding region runs from base 1 to 1941 and encodes 646 amino acids. Lineage: Eukaryota; Fungi; Microsporidia; Unikaryonidae. The record is from RefSeq and is marked provisional. The transcript has a single exon.